AUGUCUCGUCGCCGUGCCUCCAACAGUGAAUCAUUGGCCUCAUCGUCAAUGAACGGGGUUAUGGCAUAUCCUUACUCCGGAAUGCAACAAAAUAAUACGUUUCCACAACAGCGUGGCCCGAUCGAAGGGCCAGGUGGACGAAGACUCACUCGCAGAGUUACCUGGCGUUCAUCCACAUACAAACUGAUGGCAUCCUUGUGGGUAUUGUCGGUGCUGUACAUUGUUUGGCUGAUUCGCGAUAUCUUCUAUCUCCCCAGGCCAUACUCCUUGGAUUUUGCUUACAGUUUAUUAGCUCAGUACGUGGGUCAUCAAGAGUAUAGCAUCUCUUCCCGAUCUCUUUACCUAGCCCCUCACCCCGGUGAUGAGCCUGCUUUAAGCAAGUCAUACUGCCAAACUCGCAAGUCCUUGCUUAGCUCGAUGAGCAACGGCGGCCGCCAUGGCUUUGGUGCCGCCUAUACCUCUCAAGGCUGCUUUCAUCACUGGUACACUGAUGCUGAGAUCUGUGGGAUUCUGGACCGAUUUGAUGGUGUCGGUUUUAUCGGUGACGAUUCCCUUGUCCAUGCUUAUGCUGAAUUCAAUAACGGGCUCCUUGAAAGAGUGGGAGAUGACAAGGAACUCCAUGCCAAUUGCCAAUGUGAUUUUCAAUUUACCAACCCUGCAUGUGCAUCCUCACCUGCCUCGCGUAGCACACAUGAGAAAUUCCACUACCUACUCACUCGUCUGUAUGAGAAGACUAAGCCUAUUCCUGUCAUUCAGAGCCUUGCUCUGUCAACUUCCGACAAUACCCACGCAAAAGGUUCGCAAUACAUGGAAAGUACCGCUCGGGCAGCACAAAGUAGAGGCAUUGAUACUUUGGGCACGUACAACGUGACAUUGCAGGCAGAAAGCUGGACUGGGAUGCUCGACGUUGAGAAGGUGGCUUUGAUGCAAGCGAUGAUGAUCAUCAAUUGGUUAUCUUUUCUUUAG
Aspergillus ochraceoroseus IBT 24754 is the source of this 966-nucleotide messenger RNA. RefSeq lists its product as uncharacterized. The record is from RefSeq and is a predicted model, not a curated record. Lineage: Eukaryota; Fungi; Ascomycota; Eurotiomycetes; Eurotiales; Aspergillaceae. The transcript has 7 exons. Bases 1 to 966 code for a protein of 321 amino acids.